Messenger RNA from Ilex paraguariensis (yerba mate), 681 nucleotides. Lineage: Eukaryota; Viridiplantae; Streptophyta; Magnoliopsida; Aquifoliales; Aquifoliaceae. The record is from the annotation of a GenBank genome assembly.
AUGCUGGUUCAGAAAUUGGUCAGAGGUCGCAGGCGGACGAUGGUGACUAAAGAGGACCGAAGUGAAAAGGGAACUAAUUUAGAUAAGGGAAUGGACCAGAAAUUUGGGGGAUCUCGGUACUCAAUUCUCGAGAAAAUAGGGGAUAUGAAUGGAGGUGAUCAUGGGAUUGUGAAUCAUAAUCUGCUACGUGAAUCUCAUUCACGUGAAUAUCGCUCACCUAAUAUAGAAGGACUUAAAGAUGGACGUGAUGAGUGGCGUAAGGAGAUAUAUCAGGACAAGCAAAAAAAUAGGAAACAAGGAGAGGGCCAGCGAGUUGGUACAUGUGAUAUUGGGCCAGUCAAGAUUGGGCCUUGUCAAAUUGGUAGUAGACCCAAUGACCAAAAGUCCAAGAGGAAUGGCCAUCAGACUCGGGAAAAUUUGCUCCAUAAGCUGCCUGGUGGUGGUGUUGAUUGUAUGAUGGUGACUUCUGGUGCAAAUACAUACACUACUGAGAGAGAGUUGAGGGGAGAGCCCGAAAUUGGCAAGCAACCAAAACCUCCUGAUGGAGAGCUGUUUUGUAUUGAUUCUCAGCCAUAUGAAAGCAUGCCUAGUCUUAGUGGUACAGUGGUGCCUGAGACAAGUGUUAUGCUUGAUAGAGCAAGGGUUUUCCCAAGAGUGGGAGCUUCGAUGGAUUUUUCCUAA